Jaculus jaculus (lesser Egyptian jerboa) is the source of this 5369-nucleotide messenger RNA. It is a transcript of the gene Dgkh, whose product is annotated as diacylglycerol kinase eta. The transcript has 30 exons. NCBI's taxonomy places the organism in Eukaryota, Metazoa, Chordata, Mammalia, Rodentia, Dipodidae. Gene Ontology annotation, molecular function: protein binding; ATP-dependent diacylglycerol kinase activity. Gene Ontology annotation, biological process: lipid phosphorylation; intracellular signal transduction; diacylglycerol metabolic process. The record is from RefSeq and is a predicted model, not a curated record. The coding region runs from base 7 to 3660 and encodes 1217 amino acids.
GAGAGGAUGGCCGGGGCCGGCAGCCAGCACCACCCCCCGGGCGCCGCGGGAGGUGCGACCACCGGGGCCAGUCCCGCUGUCAGCCCCGCGGCCGCCGCGGCGGGGCCCGAGGACUCGUCCGACAGCGAGGCGGAGCAGGAGGGACCCCAGAAACUGAUCCGCAAAGUGUCCACCUCCGGGCAGCUCCGGACCAAGACCAGUAUUAAAGAGGGACAACUCCUGAAACAAACCAGCUCUUUCCAGAGGUGGAAAAAGAGAUACUUUAAACUUCGAGGCCGCACACUUUAUUAUGCAAAGGACUCAAAGUCCCUGAUAUUUGAUGAAGUUGACCUCUCAGAUGCCAGUGUCGCUGAAGCAAGCACAAAAAAUGCCAACAACAGCUUCACGAUAAUCACUCCUUUCAGAAGACUGAUGCUAUGUGCUGAGAACAGAAAAGAGAUGGAGGAUUGGAUCAGUGCUCUGAAGUCAGUCCAGACCAGAGAACCUUACGAGGUGGCCCAGUUUAAUGUGGAGCAUUUCUCAGGGAUGCAUAACUGGUACGCCUGCUCCCAUGCCCGCCCCACCUUCUGUAAUGUAUGCAGAGAAAGUCUUUCUGGAGUUACAUCCCACGGCCUCUCCUGUGAAGUGUGUAAAUUUAAGGCUCACAAAAGAUGCGCAGUGAGGGCCACAAACAACUGCAAGUGGACCACCCUGGCCUCCAUCGGGAAGGACAUCAUAGAGGACGAGGACGGAGUCGCCAUGCCUCACCAAUGGCUCGAAGGCAACUUGCCUGUGAGUGCCAAGUGUGCGGUUUGUGAUAAAACGUGUGGCAGUGUUCUCCGUCUACAAGAUUGGAAAUGCCUUUGGUGUAAAACAAUGGUACACACUGCCUGCAAAGAUUUAUAUCAUCCUGUAUGUCCACUUGGCCAGUGUAAAGUAUCCAUUAUACCUCCAAUUGCACUAAAUAGCACUGAUUCUGAUGGCUUCUGUAGAGCAACAUUUUCAUUCUGUGUUAGUCCUCUGUUGGUGUUUGUCAAUUCUAAGAGUGGAGACAAUCAGGGAGUCAAAUUCCUUCGUCGUUUUAAGCAGUUGCUCAAUCCUGCCCAGGUGUUUGAUCUAAUGAAUGGAGGGCCUCACUUAGGUUUAAGAUUGUUUCAGAAGUUUGACAACUUCCGGAUUCUUGUCUGUGGAGGAGAUGGAAGUGUAGGGUGGGUUUUGUCAGAGAUCGACCGGCUGAACUUGAACAAGCAGUGUCAGCUUGGGGUCUUGCCCUUGGGUACAGGCAAUGACCUUGCUCGAGUUCUUGGCUGGGGCAGUUCAUAUGAUGAUGAGACCCAACUUCCUCAGAUUUUAGAGAAGCUGGAACGAGCCAGUACCAAAAUGUUGGACAGGUGGAGUAUAAUGACGUACGAACUCAAAUUGCCACCCAAGGCUUCUCUGCUUCCAGGACCUGCAGAAGCGUCUGAAGAGUUUUAUAUGACAAUUUAUGAAGAUUCAGUGGCAAGUCACCUUACAAAAAUCCUCAAUUCUGAUGAAGAUGCAGUAGUUAUAUCAUCUGCCAAGAUACUCUGUGAGACUGUCAAGGACUUCGUUGCCAAAGUGGAGAAGACAUACAACAGAACAUUGGAAAAUGAAGUUGUAGCUGAAUCUGUGGCCAGUAAAUGUUCAGUCUUAAAUGAGAAGCUUGAACAACUGCUGCGAGUUUUACACACUGAUUCACGGACCGCUCGCCUCCCCCCGGGGGUUGGACCUGCCAUCCCAGAAGAAGAUGCUGUGGAAUCUUCCAGUGAAGAGUCCUUGGAAAGCAAGGAUGAGCUCAUGGAUGAUACUGUAAAACCACCUUCUCAGAAAGCUGUGAAGCCAAGGGAAAUAAUGUUGCGGGCAAACAGUUUAAAGAAAGCAGUGAGGCAAGUCAUUGAAGAAGCUGGAAAAGUUGUAGAUGAGCAGCCAGUUCAGGCCUGUGAGCCUGUGGGUCUGUCAUGUGACUGUGACAAUGCAGAAACAAAUGAAUCUGAAGAAGAGUGCAGGGAUGAUGAUACGAAGGAGUCCGUAACUGCCAAAACUGCACCUCAGUCUCCUGAUGCCCGGGCUGGUCGUGGUCAUUCCCAAGCUGAUACUGGCCUUAGUCCAUCUGUGGCAGCCACCAAAGAAAAUCUCCCUGUGCUCAAUACCAGAAUUAUCUGCCCAGGUUUAAGAGCAGGACUUGCUGCCUCAAUUGCUGGGAGUUCUAUUAUCAACAAAAUGUUAAUAGCAAAUACCGAUCCUUUUGGUGCAACUCCGUUUAUUGACCCAGAUGUAGAUUCAUUAGAUGGAUAUUCAGAAAAAUGUGUCAUGAACAAUUACUUUGGGAUUGGAUUAGAUGCAAAAAUUUCUUUAGAAUUUAAUAAUAAGAGAGAAGAACACCCUCAAAAAUGCAGAAGCCGUACUAAAAACUUGAUGUGGUAUGGAGUCCUUGGGACCCGGGAAUUAUUACAGAGAUCAUAUAAGAAUUUAGAACAAAGGGUUCAACUUGAGUGUGAUGGGCAGUAUAUUCCUCUCCCUAGUUUGCAAGGCAUAGCGGUGUUGAACAUCCCGAGCUAUGCCGGAGGCACCAACUUCUGGGGUGGAACCAAAGAGGAUGAUAUAUUUACUGCACCAUCGUUUGAUGACAAGAUUCUGGAGGUUGUUGCAGUAUUUGAUAGCAUGCAGAUGGCAGUGUCAAGAGUCAUUAAGCUGCAGCAUCACCGAAUAGCCCAGUGCCGUACAGUUAAGAUCACCAUAUUUGGCGAUGAGGGAGUCCCGGUGCAGGUGGAUGGUGAAGCAUGGGUUCAGCCUCCAGGGAUUAUCAAAAUUGUGCACAAAAACAGAGCUCAGAUGCUGACCAGGGACAGAGCUUUUGAAAGUACUCUAAAGUCUUGGGAAGAUAAACAGAAGUGUGACUCCAGUAAAUCAGUUCUUCGAACUAAUCUGUACAUCCAGCAUGACCUGGCAAUGGAAGAGGUGUCACAGAUGCAGUUGUGCUCCCAGGCUGCUGAGGAGCUCAUCACUAGGAUUUGUGAUGCAGCCACCAUUCACUGUCUUCUGGAACAGGAACUAGCCCAUGCGGUGAACGCAUGUUCACACGCGCUGAACAAAGCCAACCCUCGGUGCCCGGAGAAUCUUACAAGAGAUACUGCAACAGAAAUAGCCAUCAAUGUGAAGGCCCUGUAUAAUGAGACCGAGUCUUUGCUGGUUGGGAGGGUUCCUUUGCAGUUGGAAUCCCCACACGAAGAGCGGGUAUCCAGUGCCUUACACUCCGUUGAGGUAGAGCUGCAGAAAUUAACGGAGAUCCCUUGGCUUUAUUAUAUCCUACACCCCAAUGAGGAUGAGGAGCCUCCUAUGGAUUGCACCAAAAGAAACAGCAAAAGCACAGUGUUCCGAAUCGUGCCGAAGUUUAAAAAGGAAAAGGCUUCGAAGCAGAAGACUAGUGCACUGCCUGUUCAGAAAUGGGGCACAGAGGAAGUUGCUGCUUGGCUGGAUCUGCUCAAUUUGGGAGAGUACAAAGAAAUCUUCAUCCGUCAUGACAUCAGAGGGGCUGAACUUUUGCAUCUGGAAAGGCGAGAUCUUAAGGACCUGGGGAUACCGAAAGUGGGUCAUGUGAAGCGAAUUCUCCAGGGAAUUAAAGAGCUUGAAAGGAACCUUCCCACUAGGUCUGAGGUGUAAUCAUACUGGUGCUAUUCCUUGGAAGAAAAGUAAUUGCUUCUCAAUACAGAGUUCUUGGAAGCCAUUGGCUGCUGUCGUUUUCUGUGUCGAUAAGUAAGCACCGCUGAAGCACCUCUAGGGCUUGAUGUUUUGCUGUGGGUGAAAAUUUUGAUUUGAGGUAUUAGAAAAUAUUCUUGUGCCAAAAAUUACAUUCCAUGAAGCCAUUUUAUUACUUUGCAAACGUGACAUGUUUAAAAAUGUUCGCAAUUAUAAACGGGUAGGAGGAAUGUGAGACAGAUGAAGUUGCUGAUUGCCCACUUUGCUUAGAUGUGGUCUGUAAAGGGUUCUGACUGCACAAGUGCAUUCACACUAUAUGGCACAAGAUUCUUAGGUUCCUUAAUGGAGGCAUUGGCUCCUUUCUAAACAUCACUGGCUAGGGAUAAAGAUAGACAUUAAGUUGUGUUUUGAACGACAUCAUCUCCAGUUCCCAGCAUUCAGUGGUCUAAGAAUAUGGUAAAACCAAUCCAUCAAAUACUAUGAACAAUGCAGAGUGCACAGUGUUCCUGCCUGAAUUAAUUCACUGGUUCUUGCAUGUCAUAUCUAUUAUUGUAACAGUUUAAUGUCUGUCAUGUCAGUUAUAAUGGAAUUUAAUUUAUUACUACCCAACUAUUUUUUUGUUGUUGGCUAAGAGCAUUGCAAUAUUCUGUUCUUUAAUUUGGAAUUUUACAUAAAUAUCUGACACCGAAGACUCUGUGAACAUGGGUAUUGCCAUAAUCAACAAAUGAUGCAUAUCUUAUAUAAGCCAAUUUCAUUUCAGCCCAUCACAAACCAUCAGUGUGCACAUUUAAGACAAUUCUUGUAUGUUUUUGUAAGCUCACAUGUUAUGCUCAGUUGCCUAAAAAAACUGAUUGUAACUUUGCAAACCCAAACUCCCUUAAUUUAGUCCUAUAUUUUUGUUUCAUUUUAAUAACUGCCUGAUACUCUGACUCUGACAGACUAUUGACAUCUACAUCUUGGAAUUCUCUAAGAUCUCAACUGAAUUUGUAUACUGCUGGGUCACUCAUGAGCUACAAUGAUUUCUGACAUGAAGUUUAAAUAGUUUUUUAAAAAGCUUUGUUAUUAUCUUACAGAAAUUCUUAUAUUGUAUCAGGUUGAUAUUAUUUUCCUUUUUCUAAACCAUUAUCCAUCAGUGCCAUUCAUUAUAAUUAUCAAAUCUUUGAAAGCCAAAAGACAAACAUUUCAAAAAGUCACAAAAUGUCUUUAAGUAAGCUUUCUUGGGCUUAGUAAAUGGUAACAUUUUACAUAGUCUGUGUAAGAGAAGUAAAUGGGUCACAGACCUAGUGGUGACAAUAUUUAUAAAGUAACCUGGUAGGUUCUCAGUAGAUACAUAUGUGCCCCUAUAUAUUUACAUACAUAUUCACACUUAUCUACAUAUCAUAUAGAUAUAUUGUAGCCCUAAUAUUUUCUAGACAAUCAUUGUGCAAUAUUUUUAAAUAAACUACUGUAAGACAUAUAAUUUAGUUAUCGCAAAAGAAUUUAACUAUUUCACAGUUUACUUUUAUUUAUAAUUUGGGUAUGGUAUUUACUAGUAAAAAUCACAAAAUUUGGAUAUUGUAAGGGUAAAUGAGAGUUGGGACUAUAGCUCAGUAGCAGAAUGCCUGCCUAGCAUGGCUUUGCAUUUGACUCACAUCAUGGCAAAAAUAAAUGUGCCCAAUGGGUUCUUCACCAAG